Molecule: messenger RNA, 941 nt
Organism: Paramecium pentaurelia
Lineage: Eukaryota; Ciliophora; Oligohymenophorea; Peniculida; Parameciidae
Source: the annotation of a GenBank genome assembly
AUGGGUAUUUGUUCAGGAGUAUGUUAAUAACAGGCUAAAAACAUAGUAAAUGAAUCUGCAAUAAUUACAGAGACUAUAAAAUAAGCAUUAUAAGAAGAUGCAAUAACUAAUAAAGAAAUUUAUUAAGAGGAGAGAUAUUUACAUAUGGAGACUGGUGCAAUUUAUGAAGGUGAUUUGAUUAAUGGAAUUCGAAGUGGAAAGGGUAAGCAAGUAUGGCCAGAUGGUAUAAAAUAUGAUAAUUUAGGCUCAUAUUAUGAGGGGGAUUUUAUAAAUGAUAUGGCAGAUGGAAAAGGAUUAUUAGUAAAUGCUGAAGGAAGUGUCUAUGAUGGAGAAUGGUUAGAGGACAAAGCCAGCGGUUUUGGAAAGUACUACAGUCAUGAUGGAUUAUACUAUGAAGGAUAAUGGCUAGAGGACAAAUAACAUGGUAUCGGGAAAGAGAUCAAUUCAAAAAGUUCAUAGAUAAACUAAAUUUGUUAGAUGAAUGUUAUGAGGGUGAAUUUGUUAGAGGAGUUAAAUAAGGAACAGGGAAGUUGACUAUAAAUGCUGGAGAGUAUUAUGAAGGCGAGUUUUAAAAUGGAAUGAUGAAUGGUUAAGGUAAGAAAUUGAAAUAGUAAUAAAGCAAAGGAACUUAUACUUGGAAAAACAAAAAAUAUUAUACAGGAGAAUGGAAAGAUGGUAAAAUUGAAGGAUUUGGAAUAAUGAAAUGGGAAGAUGGAAGAUAUUAUGAAGGAAAUUUUUAGAAUGGAAAAUAACAUGGGGAAGGUACAUUUGUUUGGAAAGGCAAAAAGUAUGUAGGUGCAUGGAUAAAUGGUUAUUAAGAAGGGGAAGGAACUUAUUAUAAUAAAUAAGGUUAGAGUAGAGUAGGAAUCUGGAAAAAUGGCAAGAGAGUAGAAUGGCUUGAUGAUAAUAGUAGCAAUAAUAGCAUUGAAUAAACAUUUUGA